AUGGCCAGGAAGACGAAAGCUCCCGUUGUCGUAAAGCCUGCAUCCAGCAGCAGCUCAUCAUCAUCGGACUCAAGCAGCGAUGAAGCGCCGCAAAAGAAGGUGGUAGCUACCAAGAAAAACAGCAAAACGGCUUUGAACAAGCCUGUGAACUCGGUGGUGGCUAAGAAACCGGCUGCUAAGAAGAAAGAGAGGUCUGACUCAUCGAGUGACGAAGAGGAGGCUCCUAAGAAGAAGGUUACACCGUCCAAGAUAGUUGUUGCGAAAAAGGUUGUUGCAAAGAAAGAGAGCUCGGACUCGAGCUCGGACUCUUCUUCAGAUGAGGAGGAAGCCCCCUACGAACAAGGCUAUCCCUGCUAA
Messenger RNA from Peronospora belbahrii, 357 nucleotides. The record is from the annotation of a GenBank genome assembly. NCBI's taxonomy places the organism in Eukaryota, Oomycota, Peronosporomycetes, Peronosporales, Peronosporaceae.